Messenger RNA from Canariomyces notabilis, 3857 nucleotides. RefSeq names its product P-loop containing nucleoside triphosphate hydrolase protein. Gene Ontology annotation, biological process: maturation of SSU-rRNA from tricistronic rRNA transcript (SSU-rRNA, 5.8S rRNA, LSU-rRNA). Gene Ontology annotation, cellular component: intracellular anatomical structure; nucleolus. The coding region runs from base 78 to 3737 and encodes 1219 amino acids. Lineage: Eukaryota; Fungi; Ascomycota; Sordariomycetes; Sordariales; Chaetomiaceae. The transcript has a single exon. Gene Ontology annotation, molecular function: ATP binding; helicase activity; RNA binding. The record is from RefSeq and is a predicted model, not a curated record.
GGGCGGACGAGAUUUCAAUUCGGAACGAUUUCUGGAUCUUCCUCCAGCAGACGGGGCGCUUUCUCAACCCCGCAACAAUGGCUACGACAAAGAGAUUUGUGCCUCGGCAACGCAAGCGCAAGGUUCUUGAUCGACAGAGGGCGCAGGGAAAAAGGGCAGCUCACGAUGAUGUCGAUUCGAAUGCGCUCGAAAUCACGCCGGCCCAGCAGGCUGAGGCUGAGCAGAGAAAGGCCAAGCUCCGUGAGGAGUUGAGGCCUGAGGGGAAGGUCAGCAGCAAGAAAGCUAAGCGGCUCGAGAAAUAUAUCGAAACGAAGCUCAAGAAAGAUGAGAAUCGGGAGUUGCUGGCCAAACUUGCCGCCAGCACAAUCGACACAAGCUUGUUGUCUAGCAGUCGAGCGCUUGGCCAGACUAGAGAGACGAAGAGGGAGGCCCUGCGGCGCACUCUAAAGGAGCAAAAUGCCGGUCUUAGAUUGGACAGUUCAAGCGCAGAUCUUCUUUACCAACCUAGAACAGUUGGUGCUUAUGGAGAACCAUCGCGGGAUGAGCAAUCUGACGACUCAGGGUCUGACGAGCAGGGCCUGGCUGGGAAGGUUCCCACUGAGGAGCCUCACCAGCCGCCGGCACAGGUACAACCUGGCCCUACGGCUGCAGUCGGGUCUGGCUUGAAGCGUCCGCUAGAAGUUGACGAGUCGGGUCGACCUGUUCUCGCGAAACGGCAAAAGCGGGGAGGUGUCAAGACAAAGCGCCCAUAUGCUGCGCCAUUAGUACUGGAGGAACCAGAUUCUGAGGAGUGGAAUGGGUUCAGUUCUGAGAAUGACGGACGACCAGGUCGAAGCGCUGAAGAUUCCGAUGAUGGCGCGGAUGGCAGUGAUGGCAGUGAUGGCAGCAUGGGCGAUUCAGACGACGACAUAAGUGAGGAUGACGAGCAGAACGGAGAUAGUUCAGGAGAUACCGAAGAACCCGAAUCCUCCGACGACACCGAUGAUUCAUCACGACGAAAAUCGAAAGAAAGAUCUUCGGCCUUCAAAGCUUGGGCGCACCAACAGCGAAACGAAGCUCUGGGAUACAAGCCGGUUGACUCGGGUCCCCUGGUGAUACCCAAGCCCGAAAACUUUACUCCCCGACCGAUCGAACAAGACCCGCUGCCGAUUGAACUGCAACCGACGACAAACACUACGAGGAAAGCAUACACUGUAGGAGUUACCAGGGACCCCGACAUCCAGGAGGCUCGCUACCGACUGCCCGUGGUGGCUGAGGAGCAAAAGAUCAUGGAAGCCAUCCAUAACAAUGAUGUAGUUGUUAUCUGCGGUGCUACCGGUUCCGGUAAAACAACACAGGUGCCUCAGUUCCUGUUCGAAGCCGGCUACGGAGCACCGGACGGCCCGACCCCAGGCAUGAUCGGGGUGACACAGCCUCGACGAGUGGCGGCUGUCAGUAUGUCAAAACGUGUAGCUCAAGAGCUGGGAAGUCAUUCCUCCAAGGUGGCUUACCAGAUCCGGUUUGAGGGUACCGUGGAUCCCAACACGGCCAUCAAGUUCAUGACAGACGGUGUGCUCCUUCGGGAGGUUGCCCAAGACUUCGUCCUUCGCAAAUACUCUGCGAUCAUCAUUGACGAGGCGCACGAGAGAAGUGUGAACACCGACAUCUUGAUUGCAAUUCUCAGCAGGGUAGUCAAGCUAAGGGCUGAUAUGACAAAAGAAGACCCAUCUGUCAAACCUCUGAAGCUUGUCAUUAUGUCCGCGACACUGAGGGUGGAAGAGUUCACUCAGAACUCCAAGUUAUUCCGCAGCCCCCCGCGGGUUCUGGACGUGGAAGGGCGUCAACACGAGGUGACAAUUCAUUUCGCUCGAAAAACGCGGCAUGACUAUGUGGAAGACGCUUUCCGGAAAAUCAGCAGGGGCCAUAGAAAGCUCCCGCCAGGAGGCAUGCUGGUGUUCCUGACAGGACAGGGCGAGAUCUCGCAGCUAAGCAAAAAGUUGAAGGCCGCCUUUGGGGGUAUGGGUUCGGCGACCAGACCACAAGUCCGAGUGUCGGCAAGCGAAGUCCCUAUAGAGGCCGAGGACAUCGAUUUUGGGGAAGUUGAUGACCGAAAUGCAAAUGACAUGGAUGAUGAGAUUUAUUUCGACUCUGGCGAUGAGGAGGAAGAAAAGGAGUUUGAAAUCGAAGACGAAGAGCCGGGGACAGGUCCGCAACGGAUGCACGUUCUGCCUCUUUAUUCUCUGCUUCCGACGAAAGAGCAAAUGAAAGUCUUUGAACCGCCUCCAGAAGGGUCCCGGCUCGUUAUCCUGGCCACCAACGUCGCCGAGACCAGUCUGACCAUCCCUGGCAUCCGCUAUGUGUUUGACUGCGGAAGGUCAAAGGAGCGGAGAUACGAUCCGGUGAGCGGCGUUCAAAGUUUCGAGAUUGGCUGGAUUAGCAAGGCAAGUGCAAAGCAGCGUGCUGGUCGUGCCGGCCGUACGGGCCCGGGCCACUGCUGGAGGCUGUAUUCAUCGGCCGUCUACGAGAGGGAUUUCCCGGAAUUUGCGGACCCGGAAAUUCUCCGGAUGCCCAUCGAAGGGGUGGUGUUGCAGCUAAAAGCCAUGAACCUACAGCAUGUUGUCAACUUUCCCUUCCCGACCUCCCCGUCUAGGGAUAGCCUUGUCAAAGCCGAGAAGCUUCUUGCUUAUUUAUCAGCUAUAUCACCCGAAGGCAAGAUCACAGAUGUGGGAUCCACCAUGUCCAUCUUCCCGCUGGCGCCGCGCUUCGCCCGGAUCUUGCUUGUCGGACACCAGCACGGUUGCCUGCCGUACACCAUUGCUUUGGUCGCUGGAAUGUCUGCUGGCGAGAUUUUUGUCCCGGAGAACCAGGCCAUCCCUGAAACCGCCGAGCAAACCGAAGAGUUUCUCACAAACGAAGACGUGCUUGCGGAAGACAAGCGGGCAAGGAUACGCAAAGCCUUCAACGCGGUUCACAAGAAUUUUUGCUCCCUUGACGACAAAUCAGACGCGAUUAAGCUACUCCAGGUCGUUGGCGAGUUUGCCCAUGAGCCCACCGAGGCCUGGUGUGAGAGCCACUUUGUCCGAUACAAAGCCCUCAACGAGGUCAGCAAGCUGCGGUCCCAACUCGCCAACCUCCUCAAAACCCACAUCCCUAGCCACGCCAACCUCAGUAUCCCCGACAAACUAGACAAGCCAUCGGAGAAGCAGGUCCAGGCCCUGAAACAAAUGGUAGCGGCAGGCUUUAUCGACCAGAUCGCCAUCCGCGCCGACAAGGCACCCAACCCGCCGGAGAUGCACCGCAAGCCGGGCCGCGCCAUCGACGUUCCCUAUAUCCCUCUGCUCCCUCUAGAAGGCGGCAACGGCCCGGAGGACAAGCUGGUUUACAUCCACCCUUCGUCGCCGCUGGCGCACCUCAGCGUCAAGGAGUGCCCCGAGUAUGUCGUGUAUUCGCACCUGCAGCGUGCGGGCAACACGGGCGCGGACGGCUCCAAGAGGGCCAAGACGCGGAUGCAUGCCCUUACAGACCUGACGGGCGCGCAGGUCGCGGCGGUGGCCAAGGGCACGCCGCUGAUCAGCUACGGCAAGCCGAUCAAGGAGGUGGUGGUCAAGGACGCCAACGGCAAGGAGGGCGACACAAGAGAGGUCUGGGUGGUGCCCUACCUGAGGGCCGAGACGGGCGGCGGGCUGGGGUGGCCGUUGCCUGUCAGGAAGAUAACGCAGAAGAAGGUGUGGGGUAAAGGUUGGGUUGCUGAAUCGUGAUGGCAGGGCCACGGGCCAGGGAGUGUACUUGUCAAGGUAUAAUAGAUUUGGCUAACAGUUUUACCUACCGAUACCCGUACAUAUGAAUUCGAUAUUCUAAUGGUAACGGUUACAUAUUGG